UACUGGUGCCCCGCCAGCAUAUACUGUUAGUCCAGUCCGAUUAUGGUACAGCAGGUAUAAUGAUAAAAAAAUAUUAUGUGCACAAAAGGCCGAAAAAUCCUUUUUUCUGGUCAAUAAUAGUCACGUGAACGAUGUCGUGGGCAGAAACUAGUCCAAGAUAAAGUUAUAGGUAAAAAUCGGGUUAUUGGUAGAUAUGAUCGUAUUUUCGUAUCAGUUCAGACAUUACCACUCGUAUCAACAACAGGCAGUGUAAUAGAGCAAUACGAGUGAUACUGUACGGACCGGAGUGACCAGACUUUGGACUGCGUUUACUAUUAUAAAUAUUCCGCGCCAGAAUGGCGCCGAUGAUGAAAUUACUGUUAUGCGCGUGUUCGACAACCGAGUAGAGCUCGCACUAAAGAAGGAGAAAGCUUCGUGGUGGCCACGGCUCACUGCUCAACCCCAGAAACCAGCCUGGUUGAAGAUAAAUUUCGAUUUGUGGAAAUCAGAGGAGUUACAGGACAGCGACGAGGAGACGCGUGACGUGAUGAGAGACUACCCCGGGAUGUAUGAUAGACUACACAAAGAGGAGAUGGGGUACAGGAAAGAAGAUUGGAGGAAAGUGUACCUCAUCAUAUACAACCUGUUCCAACUGAUUGGGUUCACAUACGUACUGACAGUAAUAUCGGUCCGGUAUUCGAAGCUCGGCUACGACUCGGUCACAGACACAUAUGAGCAUGUUGGCUCAGCUAUAAAGUUCCUCCACUUGAUGCAGAUAUUAGAAAUACUGCAUCCGAUCUUUGGAUAUGUCAAAGGUAGUGCAUUUAUGACGUUUGUCCAAGUGAUGGGCAGAAAUUUUGUCAUAUUUGCAAUGAUUGAAGGAGAACCUCGCAUACAAACAAAACCUGUUAUAUUUUACUUGUAUAUUGUUUGGAGUGCGGUAGAAGUUAUCAGAUACCCAUUCUACAUUACUCAACUUUAUAAAAAAGAGAUCUACCUACUGACAUGGCUUAGAUACUCAAUAUGGUUGCCUUUGUAUCCUCUUGGCGUUCUUUGCGAGUCCGUCAUCAUUGUGAGGAAUAUACCAUACUUCGAGGAAACCCAGAGGUUCACAAUAAGCUUACCAAAUGAAUGGAACUUUGCAUUCCAUUUACCAACAUUCCUUAAAUUAUAUGUCUUCUUAGUGGCCGUUCCUGGUUUAUAUUUUCUAAUGAGUCAUAUGCAAAAGCAAAGAAUGGUUAAGCUAAAACCGAAGAUAAUCAUAAAGAAAUCUAAAUAGGGACAAAUCGUUUAGUUAGAAAAAAAUGAAUGUAAGUAAUAUUACAAAUCGUGGACUCCCACGCAGGUUAUAGAAGUUUCUCUGGGCAUGACGGAUUAAUAGUUAACUAAGAAUUAUGUACAUAUAAAUAAACGUGUCUGCUUAUAAAUUUUCCCCACUAAUAUGUGAACGUUUUUGUACCUUGUAACACUGUAUGCAGAGUAUAUUGGGGUAGUAUAAAAUUAUUUAAAAUUGAUCGUGAUUGAUAAUUGCCAUUGAGUUGCCUAAAUAAAAUAAAGUGUGAAAUUAUAAUAAAAAAUCUACUCUCGCAUUUAUAAUAUAAGUAACAAUAUGCAUAGAUAUGUCAAGGUAGCUGUUUUUUGUAAUAGAUUUUAUACAUUCUCUGCUAUACUGUGCUUUAACUUUCCAUAGAAUGAUUAUGACUGCAGAUUCAUUUUUAAAACAAACCAGUGGUAGGUACUUUAAUAUAGCAAUCAUUUAGUUAUAUUAUUAGUUGUAUGAUCCCAUAAUUAGAUAUUUAAAAAUAUAGUAGAGUUAGGUAAAGCUACUGAACAGUAAUAUAAAAGAAAAUUUAGUAAAUAAUCAUACCUUGACACCAAAAAAUGGAGGAUAAAAGUAUGUAGUCUUAGUUCUAUUUUGUUGUGGUUAAUUUGCAUAUCAAAUAUAUAUUGUAAGAAUUUAUAGAUAAAUUAGUUUUAUAGUAAAAAAUCUUAAUUUUAACUUUGACAAAAUUAGAUAGUAAUCACCCAUCCCUGACCUUAAUUUAAUUUUUUGUCCGCAAUCAAUAUGUUUAAUCGGAUUGGUUGGCAGAUGACAAUACAGAGUGUCUGCAGUGCGUUAAGUGCGCGACUUCUUAUUUAAUCAGGCCGUUAGCCAUAAAUUUAGGAAUAAAAAAUAUAACAAUGAAAAUCUGUCCACAAUAGAAUUUCUGAAAAUGUAACAACAUACAGAUAGAAAAUGCAAUUCAAUUGAGAAUACGUUGACUAAAGUUAUUCAGUGAAGGAAUUUACACAUUCUAUAGCAGCGCUUUUUAAAUUUUUGCAAUGAAAACGUAUUAUGACACUGGGUGUCAUCUAUUUAUUUUUGUUAAAGAAGAAUUGCUACAUGUAGCGCCAUCUGUGUUCUUUUAUUGGUUUCUGCAUAAUAUAUUCAAUAGAAAUAUUGUUUAUUUGUUGCUUAUAAUUUAUUAAUAAAAUACAUAUAAUUAUUUGUUACCUAAAUUGUUAGUUUUGAGAAUUUUAUGUUAGUGCGAAUAAUGCACCAAACAAGCUAAUAAAAUACAUUUUGUAUAAACAUUCCCAAUUUCAAGCAUUUACUGGCAGCAGUAAAAAUUAAUGUAAAUUAAUAAUAGAUUUGUAAAUGACAUUACAGUUAAUUUCAAUUUGAAAGUUGAUCAUGAGACCAUAAACAUACUUCUGUAUUAUUUCAAUAACGAAAUUGUGAUGUUACAAAUUUGCGGCAAAUGUUUUUUUUUUCUAUUUUUAUACAAUAUUAAUUAGGAAGUAUAUAAUAAAAUGUUUUGU
Messenger RNA from Achroia grisella, 2781 nucleotides. RefSeq names its product very-long-chain (3R)-3-hydroxyacyl-CoA dehydratase (gene Hacd2). The record is from RefSeq and is a predicted model, not a curated record. The transcript has 6 exons. Gene Ontology annotation, molecular function: 3-hydroxyacyl-CoA dehydratase activity. NCBI's taxonomy places the organism in Eukaryota, Metazoa, Arthropoda, Insecta, Lepidoptera, Pyralidae. Gene Ontology annotation, cellular component: endoplasmic reticulum membrane. Gene Ontology annotation, biological process: fatty acid elongation; sphingolipid biosynthetic process; very long-chain fatty acid biosynthetic process. The coding region runs from base 362 to 1258 and encodes 298 amino acids.